This is a messenger RNA of Coregonus sp. 'balchen', 10506 nucleotides long. Lineage: Eukaryota; Metazoa; Chordata; Actinopteri; Salmoniformes; Salmonidae. The record is from the annotation of a GenBank genome assembly.
GUGAUCAAGUGCAAGGCAGCAGUAGCCUGGGAGGCUGGGAAACCUCUGUCCAUUGAGGAGGUGGAGGUGGCCCCACCGAAGGCCAACGAAGUGCGCAUCAAGGUAACCCUUCCCUUUGCCAAAAAUGUCUAAGACUAAUGCUCCUGUAUUGUACUUGCACUUGCAUUACAUGUCCAGCAACAACAUAACCAACAACCCCAGCCUGCAGCAGACUGCUCUAUCUUUGGUUUGUGUGUGUGAUACAAUAUAUCUUCCUCCUAGAACAAUGUCAGUGAGCUCUCGAUCUGUAAAACAAAAAGACAUACUGUUUGAGGCAGGCCGCUCUUCGGCGGGGAUGAACUGUUCAGCAGCUGGAAUACUGUGGGGAGCGUCCUGUGUUUUCCUGUCUCCCUGCCCAAAUAGAUUUGGUGGGCCAGCUGUGAGGAAGACAUCUUUGGAAUAUGUUCAACAGGGCCUAUCUGGCCCAGUGUUUAGACUAGAGAACGUCAUCAUGGUAUACUCUAUAAGUAUUUUACCACAUUCCUCUAUUAUACUAGCUGUCUGUCUUGCACCAUUGAGACACAACCAUGUGAUAUUUUCUAUGAUCAACAUAGCAGGUGCAGUAGUUGGUAUUGUACUGUAGGAAUAGUCCUAGAGGGUUGGGAUGUGGUUCAACAAUUAGGGAUGUUUUAGGCUAGUUGGCACACAUGCUUCAUAGCCUACUGGUGGUGAUGAAUGAAUUAACUAAUGGCAAUGUUGUCUUUCAGGUCUUUGCGACAGGGGUGUGUCACACAGAUGCCUACACCUUGAGUGGCAGUGACCCCGAGGGACUUUUCCCUGUCAUCCUGGGUCAUGAGGGCGCCGGGACAGUCGAGAGCGUGGGAGAGGGAGUCACCAAGUUCAAACCAGGUGAGAGACUGUGAAUAUCAACAAAUGUAUUCUCCCUAAAACAGAGGUUAGAGCGUUGUGCCAGUAACCGAAAGGUCACUAGUUCGAAUCCCCGAGCCAACAAGGUGAAAAAUCUGUCUGUGUAUUUGAGAAAGGCACUUAACCCUAAUUUGCACCAGGGGCGCCGUACUACUAUGGCUGACCCUGUCAACAAUAAAUUUCACUGCAUUCAGAAAGUAUUCAUACCCCUUGACUUAUUCCAUAUAUUGUUGUGUUACAGCCUGAAUUCAAAAUUGAUUUAAUAGAUUUUUUUCCUCAUUUACAUAAGUAUUCACACCCCUGAGUCUACAUGUUAGAAUCACUUUUCACUGCGAUUACAGCUGUGAGUCUUUCUGGGUAAAUCUCUAAAAGCUUUGCACACCUGGAUUGUACAAUAUGUGUACAUUAUUCUUUAAAAAAUUAUUCAAGCUCUGUCAAGUUGGUUGUUGAUCAUUGCUAGACAGCCAUUUUCAAGUCUUGCCAUACAUUUAAGCUGAUUUAAGUCAAAACUGUAACUAGGUUAUUGUCUUGCAGAAAGGUGAAUUUGUCUCCUAGUGUAUGUUGGAAAGCAGACUGAACCAGGUUUUCCGCUAGGAUUUUGCCUGUGCUUAGCUCUAUUCCGUUUAUCUUUAUGCUAAAACAACUCCCUAGUCCUUGCCGAUUUCAAGCAUACCCAUAACAUGAUGCAUCCACCACCAUGCUUGAAAGUAUGAGGAGUGGUACUCAGUGAUGUGUUGUGUUGGAUUUGCCCCAAACAUAAGGCUUUGUAUUCAGGACAAGUACAUUUUUUUGGCAAUUUUUUUUGCAGUAUUACUUUAGUGCCUUAUUGCAAACAGGAUGCAUGUUUUUCUGUACAGGCUUUCUUCUUUUCACUGUCAUUUAGGUUAGUAUUGUGGAGUAACUACAAUGUUGUUAAUCCAUCCUUAGUUUUCUCCUAUCACAGCCAUUAAACUCUUUAACUGUUUUAAAGUCACCAUUGGCUUUGUGGUGAAAUCCCUGAGCGGUUUCCUUCCUCUCCGGCAACUGAGUUAGGAAGGACGCCUGUAUCUUUGUAGAGACUUGGUGUAUAGAUACACCAUCCAAAGUGUAAUUAAUAACUUUACCAUGCUCAAAGGGAUAUUCAAUGGCUCCUUUUUAAAUGUUUACCCAUCUUCCAAAAGAUGCCGCCCUUUGCGAGGCAUUGGAAAACCUCCCUGGUCUUUGUGGUUGAAUCUGUGUUUGAAAUUCACUGCUUGACUGAGGGACCUUACAAUGAUCUGUAUGUGUUGGGUACAGAGAUGAGGUAGUCAUUCAAAAAUAAUGUUAAACUCUAUUAUUGCACACAGAGUGAGUCCAGUGAGUCCAUGCACCUUAUUAUGUGACUUGUUGAGCAGAUGUUUACUCCUGAACUUAUUUAGGCUUGCCAUAACAAAGGGGUUGAAUACGUAUUGACUCAAGCCAUUUCAUAUUUUCAUUUUCAUUAACUUGUUAACAUUUCUAAAAACAUAAUUCCACUUUGACAUUAUGGGGUAUUGUGUGUGUGUGUGUAGGCCAGUGACGCAACAUCUAAAUGUAUGCCAUUUUAAAUACAGGCUGUAACACAACAAAAUGUGGACUGAUGUAUGUGACAAUAAAACAUAUAUUUUUAUUUAUUUUAGCCCAGAACUAACAUGCCAGAAUCAAAUAAUACAAGGACUUAAUCAGUUGAAUCAGAUAAUCAGUUGAAUCAGAUAAUCAGUUGAAACAGAUGAAUCCGUUGAAUCAGAUGAUCAGUCGAAUCAGAUGUUUAAGUUCUGGGCUGGAACAAAACCCCGUACACGGAGUCAGUCCCCAGGACUAGGUUUGAAUGAAAUCGUCCUCCUGAACUGUCUCCUCAUUAGAUGUCAUUUUUCUCUCACAAGGUGACACCGUCCUUCCACUGUAUGUGCCACAGUGUGGUGAGUGCAAAUUCUGCAAAAACCCCAAGACCAACCUCUGCCAGAAGAUCAGGUAAUUAGAAUGGAAUCUGGCCUGUCAUUAGCGCAGGAUGCGUCAAUUAUUGCUUGGAAGGUUGAGGUCAAGCUCAUUCUAUUUUCAAAGUCAGCCAGGUAGGCAGUGAAGGACUGAGCAUAUCUGUAAUGAACAUCCUGCGCGUGUGCGCACGCACCACGUCUAUUUCUAUGGGCACAAGCACUGUUCAUGACACAAACUGUUUACACCCCUCUUGUUGGUGGAGAGAAUUUUGCAGGUUUAAAGUUUAUUUCCUGCAAUUCUACGUGUUUUGUCAUGGGUGUGCAAAGAAAAUGUAGUUUUAAAGCAACAUUUCUUUCAAUUCUAUACAUUUUGCAAUGCCUAAUGUAAAACCUAAAUAUAAAAACGUUAGCUGACAUGGGCUAGUUGAUCUGGACAUUUCUGAUAAGUUAUAAAUAGCUCUCUAAGGUAUGCAAUGACUAACAUGACGAGCAACUAAUGUUGCUCUACCCAAUUUCGAAAUUGCACCUUGUGCAUUCUACUAUUACAACUGGCUGUUACUGAUAAUUAUUUACCCUCUCUCCAGGAUAACCCAGGGCCGGGGUCUGAUGCCUGACAACACCUCGCGGUUCACCUGCAAGGGCAAGCAGCUUUACCACUUCAUGGGGACUAGCACCUUCUCUGAGUACACAGUGGUGGCCGACAUCUCUGUGGCCAAGGUGGAUGAGAAGGCCCCCCUGGACAAGGUGUGCUUGCUGGGCUGCGGCAUCUCCACGGGCUACGGAGCUGCCCUCAAUACUGCCAAGGUUGGUGGGUGACGCCAGGAUGGAAUACAAAGUACCUCGUCUAGAAGUGGAAAGCACAAGCGAAGAGUCGCACACAGCUUGUGUCAUUUGGUUGUAUCACUUUGUUUUAUAUCCUCUGUAAAUUAACUUUCCACUGGUGUAAAUACUUAGUAAAUAUGACCACUGGUUUCAAAUUUAGGAAAGCAAAUUAAUUGGCAAUGAUCAUAAUAACACAUCUGACACAAAAAUUGUAUCACAUUGUUUUACUGACAAAAGCCAUUCUGUAACUCUUGCGUUCCCAACCUACCUGCAGGUUGAGCCUGGCUCCACCUGUGCCAUUUUCGGCCUGGGAGCCGUCGGCCUUGCCGUCAUCAUGGGCUGCAAGGUUGCCGGGGCGACCAGGAUCAUCGGCGUAGACAUAAACCCAGACAGGUUUGACAAGGGCAAAGAGUUCGGGGCCACCGAGUUUGUGAACCCCAAGGACCACAGCAAGCCCAUCCAGGAGGUGCUGGUGGAGAUGACCGACGGUGGGGUGGACUACUCCUUUGAAUGCAUCGGCAACGUGGGCAUCAUGGUAAGACUGUCCAUAAUAAAGUUAAUAAUGUCACAUUAAUACAUUCUUUAGCCGUCUCUCAAUUCAAUUAUCUUCUUAUGUCUCUUCCUUCGCCAGAUAACUUUUUUCAAACGAUAUGAACAGAAAAUAUUUAUAUGGAACAAUAAACCUGAGUAAAUUGUAGUAAAAUAUAUGUACAGUGCCUUGCAAAAAUAUUCAUCCCCCUUGGCGUUUUUUCCUCUUUUGUUGCAUUACAACCUGUAAUUUAAAUAGAUUUUUAUUUGGAUUUCAUGUAAUGGACAAACACAAAAUAGUCCAAAUUGGUGAAGUGAAAUGAAAAAAAUAAAGUUUCGAAAAAUAAAUAACGGAAAAGUGGUGCGUGCAUACACAGUGGGGAGAACAAGUAUGAUACACAGACGAUUUUGCAGGUUUUCCUACUUACAAAGCAUGUAGAGGUCUGUAAUUUUUAUCAUAGGUACACUUCAACUGUGAGAGACGGAAUCUAAAACAAAAAUCCAGAAAAUCACAUUGUAUGAUUUUUAAGUAAUUAAUUUGCAUUUUAUUGCAUGACAUAAGUAUUUGAUACAUCAGAAAAGCAGAACUUAAUAUUUGGUACAGAAACCUUUGUUUGCAAUUACAGAGAUCAUACGUUUCCUGUAGGUCUUGACCAGGUUUGCACACACUGCAGCAGGGAUUUUGGCCCACUCCUCCAUACAGACCUUCUCCAGAUCCUUCAGGUUUCGGGGCUGUCGCUGGGCAAUACGGACUUUCAGCUCCCUCCAAAGAUUUUCUAUUGGGUUCAGGUCUGGAGACUGGCUAGGCCACUCCAGGACCUUGAGAUGCUUCUUACGGAGCCAUUCCUUAGUUGCCCUGACUUUGUGUUUCGGGUCGUUGUUAUGCUGGAAGACCCAGCCACGACCCAUCUUCAAUGCUCUUACUGAGGGAAGGAGGUUGUUGGCCAAGAUCUCACGAUACAUGGCCCCAUCCAUCCUCCCCUCAAUACGGUGCAGUCGUCCUGUCACCUUUGCAGAAAAGCAUCCCCAAAGAAUGAUGUUUCCACCUCCAUGCUUCACGGUUGGGAUGGUGUUCUUGGGGUUGUACUCAUCCUUCUUCUUCCUCCAAACACGGCGAGUGGAGUUUAGACCAAAAAGCUCAAUUUUUGUCUCAUCAGACCACAUGACCUUCUCCCAUUCCUCCUCUGGAUCAUCCAGAUGGUCAUUGGCAAACUUCAGACAGGCCUGGACAUGCGCUGGCUUGAGCAGGGGGACCUUGCGUGCGUUACAGGAUUUUAAUCCAUGACGGCGUAGUGUGUUACUAAUGGUUUUCUUUGAGACUGUGGUCCCAGCUCUCUUCAGGUCAUUGACCAGGUCCUGCCGUGUAGUUCUGGGCUGAUCCCUCACCUUCCUCAUGAUCAUUGAUGCCCCACGAGGUGAGAUCUUGCAUGGAGCCCCAGACCGAGGGUGAUUGACCGUCAUCUUGUGGUCCUCUGUAGCUCAGCUGGUAGAGCACGGCGCUUGUAACGCCAAGGUAGUGGGUUCGAUCCCGGGACCACCCCAUACCAAAAAAACAAAAUGUAUGCACGCAGGACUGUAAGUCGCUUGGAUAAAAGCGUCUGUAAAUCGCAUAUAAAUAUUAAAUGAACUUCUUCCAUUUUCUAAUAAUUGCGCUCAACAGUUGUUGCCUUCUCACCAAGGCUUUUGUUGUGCUUGCCUAUUGUCCCUGUAGCCCAUCCCAGCCUUGUGCAGGUCUACAAUUUUAUCCCUGAUGUCCUUACACAGCUCUCUGGUCUUGGCCAUUGUGGAGAGGUUGGAGUCUGUUUGAUUGAGUGUGUGGACAGGUGUCUUUUAUACAGGUAACGAGUUCAAACAGGUGCAGUUAAUACAGGUAAUGAGUGGAGAACAGGAGGGCUUCUUAAAUAAAAACGAACAGGUCUGUGAGAGCCGGAAUUCUUACUGGUUGGUAGGUGAUCAAAUACUUAUGUCAUGCAAGAAAACGCAAAUUAAUUACUUAAAAAUCAUACAAUGAUUUUUGUUUUAGAUUCCGUCUCUCACAGUUGAAGUGUACCUAUGAUAAAAAUUACAGACCUCUACAUGCUUUGUAAGUAGGAAAACCUGCAAAAUCGGCAGUGUAUCAAAUACUUGUUCUCCGCACUGUAUAUUCACCCCCUUUGCUAUGAAGCCCCUAAAUAAGAUCUGGUGCAACCAAUUACCUUCAGAAGUCACAUAAUUAGUUAAAUAAAGUCCACCUGUGUGCAAUCUAAGUGUCACAUGAUCUCAGUGUGUAUAUAUACACCUGUUCUGAAAGGCCCCAGAGUCUGCAACACCACUAAGCAAGGGGCACCACCAAGGAAGCGGCACCAUGAAGACCAAGGAGCUCUCCAAACAGGUCAGGGACAAAGUUGUGGAGAAGUACAGAUCAGGGUUAUAAAAAAAAUAUCAGAAACAUUGAGCAUCCCAAGGAGCACCAUUAAAUCCAUUAUCAAAAAAUGGAAAGAAUAUGGCACCACAACAAACCUGCCAAGAGAGGGCCGACCACCAAAACUCACGGACCAGGCAAGGAGGGCAUUCAUCAGAGAGGCAACAAAGAGACCAAAGAUAACCAUGAAGGAGCUGCAAAGCUCCACAGCGGAGAUUGGAGUAUCUGUCCAUAGGACCACUUAAAGCCGUACACUCCACAGAGCUGAGCUUUACUGAAGAGUGGCCAGAAAAAAGCCAUUGCUUAAAGAAAAAAAUAAGCAAACACGUUUGGUGUUCGCCAAAAGGCAUGUGGGAGACUCCCCAAACAUAUGGAAGAAGGUACUCUGGUCAGAUGAGACUAAAAUAGAGCGUUUGGCCAUCAAGGAAAAUGCUAUGUCUGGCGCAAACCCAACACCUCUCAUCAUAACCUCCUGAGUGGCACAGUGGUCUAAGGCACUGCAUCGCAGUACUAGCUGUGCCACUAGAGAACCUGGUUCGAAUCCAGGCUCUGUCGUAGCCGGCCGUGACCGGGAGACCCAUGGGGCGGCACACAAUUGGCCCAGCGUCGUCCAGGGUAGGGGAGGGAAUGGCCGGCAGGGAUGUAGCUCAGUUGGUAGAGCAUGUUGUGGGUUCGAUUCCCAUGGGGGCCAGUAUGAAAAAAUAAAAAAUAAUAAUGUAUACACUAACUGUGAGUCGCUCUGGAUAAGAGUGUCUGCUAAAUGACUAAAAUGUAAAUGUAAAUCACCCCGAGAACAUCAUGCUGUGGGGAUGUUUUUCAUUGGCAGGGACUGGGAAACUGGUCAGAAUUGAAGGAGUGAUGGAUGGCGCUAAAUACAGGGAAAUUCUUGAGAGAAACCUGUUUCAGUCUUCCAGAGAUUUGAGACUGGGACGGAGGUUCACCUUCCAGCAGGACAAUGACUCUAAGCAUACUGCUAAAGCAACACUCAAGUGGUUUAAGGGGAAACAUUUAAAUGUCUUGGAAUGGCCUAGUCAAAGCCCAGACCUCAAUCCAAUUGAGAAUCUGUGGUAUGACUUAAAGAUUGCUGUACACCAGUGGAACCCAUCCAAUUUGAAGGAGCUGGAGCAGUUUUGCCUUGAAGAAUGGGAAAAAAUCCCAGGGGCUAGAUGUGCCAAGCGUAUAGAGACAUACCCCAAGAGACUUGUAGCUGUAAUUGCUGCAAAAGGUGGUUCUACAAAGUAUUGACUUUGGGGGGGGGGGGGGGUGAAUAGUUAUGCACGCUCAAGUUUUCUGUUUUAUUUGUCUUAUUUCUUGUUUGUUUCACACAUAAAACAUAUUUUGCAUCUUGAGGUAGGCAUGUUGUGUAAAUGAAAUGAUACAAACCCCCCAAAAAAUCAAUUUUAAUUCUAGGUUGUAAGGCAACAAAAUAGGAAAAAUGCCAAGGGUGGUGAAUACUUUCGCAAGCCACUGUAUUACUGAUUUCAAGAGGGUGGGCUAAGAUUGACUGACUAGUUUAUAGGCCCUGGAUGCCACCUUGAAGGUGUCCUGGAUACAGAAACUAUAUUCCAAUCCAAACUGGAUUUCAGCUAAAUUAACUAAAUGCGCCAUUCUGAUUUUUACACAAAACCACCUCGUUUCUUCAACUUAAACAUUUCUCUACCAAAACAACAGUAUUUUCAGCAAUGCAUCUCCAUUCCUCCAGGAGGCAAUAAAAUCAUGGUUACACUUACAAUUCUAUCUACCUGAAACCCCUGAGAAAAUUCUUCAGCAACUUAUUUGGUAUAACUCAAAUAUUGAAAUUGAUGGACAACCUCUUUGUUGGCAACCUUUUUAUUGUAAAACACAUUUAUUUUCUAAAUGACAUUGUGGACAAGGAUGGAAAGUUGUUUGAUUUUGGAACAUUGUGUAGAACCUAUGGGGACUCCUACAUAUGUUCAGUUGGUGUCUGCUAUACCCCCCACAUGGAAAGUUUAAGAUGAAGAAAGAAAAACACAACAGAACUGUAUGCCGUCCUUGCUACAGUUUCAAGGCUGGCUUUCCCAUCACUCCAUCAGUUUAUCGUCUUUGGUGACCUCAAUGUCCAUAGUGCUUCAAUUAACAACACAAUAUUUCUGCUAGGUUAAAUAUUCAUAUUCAAAACACCCAACCUUUUUAAACAAUUUGUGAAGACCUUCAUCCUGGAAAGUACAAUUACUAUUAGAAAUCACAAAAUUCAACAGCAUCAAAGAAAGGUGGAGUGUUGGGUAACUCUUUAGGCAUAUUUAUUUGACUAAGUUGACUAGAGUUCUAUUAAACAAUGUUAAUUAAAGCAUAUAUACUGUGUGUUAUUAUAAGGGCAAAAUGUUCCAUAUGCCAUGGAAUGUAAGCUAACAAUGUUUUGUCCUUAUUUAUUUUUGUAUUAUGCUACACCAUGGCAUUGCUGAUAACUGUCUUGUUGUAUCGUGUCUGUCUGUCUAUUGUUAUGUACAUUGUCCUCAGUUCUUAUGGUUGUCAAACAAAAUAAAGGCUAUGUCCAGCAAAGGCACACUGGCCAGGGGACCACAGGGGAGUGGUGAAAGUAGCUUGAGCUAAUGCUAGAGCCUGCAGCGCUAGUUCAGUACUGAGCUCAUGGGGGCUGUUCAGAAGGGUGCAACGAUAGAAAUGUGUGGAGUAGAACAGUUCAGAUUCUGUCAUAUAGAAUAGGGAAUCGGAUCAGUUCUAUUCAUUGCAAUUCUGUCUGCAACGUUCUGAAUGUUUUCGCUCACUGAACACACCCCUGCUACCCAUGAACCCUCCAUAAGUCCUGCUAAGAUGGUGAGGCAGGAAACUGGGAAAGUAAUUGAACAGUGGCCCCUUUUUUGCUCUCAGAUACGGAAGGUGUUAUACUCUUCACCACCAGAGGUCACUGUAGGUGGUACUUCAGGCUUUGUCCACAACAGCAAAAUACAUGUCACUUUGCUAAGCAGAUGAGUAUUUAGGGAAGCUAUCUUCUGAUGAUGCUCAAUUUGUUGUUUCAGAGGGCAGCUCUGGAGGCGUGCCACAAAGGCUGGGGCGAGAGCAUCAUCAUCGGGGUGGCAGGCGCGGGACAGGAGAUCUCCACACGUCCAUUCCAGCUGGUUACCGGCCGUGUGUGGAGGGGCACAGCAUUUGGAGGUAAAUGUCGUGGAUGAUUUUCAUGAGGAACCUUGCCUUUUCUGACGUCAACAUAUUUUACUCUGUAUAGUCACCUAUAUUUUGGGGAUAAAUGAGCAGCAAUGUGGCACUAGUUAUGAUACUUAUUUUUUAUGGAAGUAUGAUAAUGCAUAUAUUCCUCAUGAUGUUUUCCUGUUCCUCUGUCCCAGGCUGGAAGAGUGUGGAGAGCGUCCCCAAACUAGUGACUGACUACAUGAACAAGAAGCUGAAGGUGGAUGAGUUUGUGACCCACACCUUGCCCUUUGACCAGAUCAACGAGGGCUUUGACCUCAUGCACGCUGGAAAGAGGUAAAUAGAGCAGGUGUUGCAUCAUAUUACAUCAAUAAGUGAUGUUAGUUUAUUUUAAAAAAUAUAUAUAAAUUCCAACACAAAGUAUAUUAAAGGUCUUUAAAGCUGUAUGCUAAUCACCAUAUUUUAAUUUGUCCUUUCCAGUAUCCGUACCGUCCUGAAGUUCUGAAGUCCCUCCCUGCCAUGUUGAGCCUCACACUCAGCUCCGGCCCUUAUAAAACAAUCACCUUUCAUACACUGUAGCACUUAAUGUCAUUCAACUUUCAGAAUUAGAUCUCCAGUCCAGUUGUGUACAUAUGUGGCAUGUCCAGUCAUUAGAUCAAUAAAUGUGUUAAAAACAGUAGUCCUCUUAAUGUUUUCUUUCCAGUUUGAAGUUAAAUGUCAUAGUACGGCUAACUUUGAAAUAUAUUAUUUUUCCAUUUCCAUUGAUCCAUGACUAGUUGCCUAAGUAUGGAGUGG